Molecule: messenger RNA, 2122 nt
Organism: Spodoptera litura
Lineage: Eukaryota; Metazoa; Arthropoda; Insecta; Lepidoptera; Noctuidae
Gene: PHO
Product: pleiohomeotic
Biological process (GO): regulation of transcription by RNA polymerase II
Cellular component (GO): transcription regulator complex; chromatin; PcG protein complex
Molecular function (GO): RNA polymerase II cis-regulatory region sequence-specific DNA binding; DNA-binding transcription factor activity, RNA polymerase II-specific
Source: RefSeq, a predicted model, not a curated record
CUAUGGCAACAUUUUAUGCAUGACACUUUUUUUCUAAACGACUUGAGUGUUGCUUUUCCUUUCUCGGUGGAGUUUGCAAGUACGAGCGGGUGGAGAACGGGCGUCCAUUUUGCUUCGCCAUAUUGAAUUUGGUCGGACAUCUUUGGACGCCAUGUUUAGUCGGACAUAUUUUAUAAACAUUUUCGCGUAAAUUUCAAAUAUUUUUGAGCCUAAAUAUCGAACUUUUUUUCACUGAAAACUGUGGCACUAGUUGCGGUAAAUAUUACGUUGGAAAAUUCCGUGCCAACGCAUCUCUCCAUUUUUGUCUCCUGGGGCUUGUCGGUGCUUUUGUUACUGGAUAAAUACAGGUGACACAUCAAUAUGAUGAAUCAGGAGAUCAUGUGCGAGGUGGAGAUAGGGACGCACGGGUCUAUGGUGGAGAUUGAGGGCGAUGAUCAAGUUGGAGUCAAGUACGAAGAGAUAGAGACUGGUCAGUACGAGGAGUACAUCACAGAUGAUCAGUAUGAGGAGGUGGAAGAGCAAGUUAUUGGUAUGCAGCACCUCGAGGAAGACUAUAAAAUUUCAGUGGGCAGCGAAGAGGUCAUAUUGCCAGGCAUUUCUGGCGAGGAAGUGCUGAAUGCGAGCACAGACUCGCACUACGAUCCGCUGUACACAGUGCCGCCUUCAACUAGCAGUUUGCCUGAUUGUUCCAGCAGAGCGCGCGGCAGGCCUCGUUCAAAUGUCAACAAUAACGCUAAUAAUAUACAGCAUUUAAUGCCUAUCGGUGAAGUCCCAGUAGGUCUAAUGGAUGGAGUGUCAGGUCGUGGGCCGGCGCGGCGCUGGGAACAGAAGCAGGUCCAGAUCAAGACCAUGGAGGGAGAGUUCUCAGUCACCAUGUGGGCUACUGGCGAAGAUGAUGAUGACGGUUCGAAUCCCGAGCCGGACCCCGACUACACAGAGUAUAUGACCGGCAAGAAGAGUAUAUUAGGAAGUGAAUCUAUGCCAGGCUUAGACUUGUCAGACCCGAAACAGCUGGCGGAGUUUGCGCGGCCCGGGCACAAGAUAAGACUAAAGAAACCCAUGCCGGAGUCAUCUGACAGAACUAUUGCGUGUCCCCACAAAGGCUGCACGAAGAUGUUCAGAGACAACUCGGCCAUGAGGAAACAUUUACACACACACGGACCCAGGGUACACGUCUGUGCUGAAUGUGGCAAAGCAUUCGUAGAAAGUUCAAAGUUAAAACGCCAUCAACUAGUCCACACCGGCGAGAAACCCUUCCAGUGCACAUUCGAGGGCUGCGGGAAGAGGUUCUCCUUAGAUUUUAACUUAAGAACGCACGUCCGCAUCCACACAGGCGACCGUCCGUACGUGUGUCCGUUCGACGGAUGCAACAAGAAGUUCGCGCAGAGCACCAACCUCAAGUCACAUAUACUUACACACGCUAAGGCCAAAUCAAGAAAUUCAUUAUCACGCAACGGUGGUAAUUCCUACGAGUCAGCGCGAACGACGCCGCAAUACGUCCAACUAGAAAUGUCUCCGGACGACUCGAACCCACAACUAAUCUUCUACACCCACGAAUGAAGCAAGAAAAUCAGUGGAACAAGACUUAUGAAUUGUGAUGCAAGACUAUUAAAAAGUGACAUAAAAUCGCGCAAAAAUAUCAAAAACUAUGUGUUAAAAGUGAUAACCUAAGUGAUUCAAGUUCGAAUAGUUAUUCAAUUAUGAAUUUUUUAAUAGUGAUUUAUAAGCACGGACGCUAUCAAGCGACGAAGCAAGACGUUUUAAUAUUUGAAGCAAGAAUUUUGAAUAAUGCAAGACUGUGGAACAGACUCGCAUAGUGAUCAAGUUAAGAGUAUGUUUUAAUUUCUUUCUAUAUUUUAAUAAGCUUUGGAAUAGACCAAAGGAAUUUUACGUUAAAAAAGUAAUUUUAGUUUAACAUUGCUGUUUACAGUUCUGUUCACUAACGAAAUUGUAUUAUUGGCACAUAUGUUUAUGUUUUCGCACCGUUUGCUUUGUUUAAAUUAACCGAGGUCUCAGCUUAGUGUGUUUAACAAUAUUACCAUAACUUGACAUCACGCCUUUUAUCCCCAGAGGCAGAUGUGCACAUUACGGCACUUAAUGCCACUGUACAAUGUAAUACCCA